Molecule: messenger RNA, 2232 nt
Organism: Glossina fuscipes
Lineage: Eukaryota; Metazoa; Arthropoda; Insecta; Diptera; Glossinidae
Exons: 2
Coding region: 70-543 (157 amino acids)
Source: RefSeq, a predicted model, not a curated record
CAACGGAAGGUGCACUAGAAAAAUUUUGUUAAAAUAUAUAUAUCUAAUUAAAAAAAAAGAAGAAAAACAAUGAAAUUAUUCAUUCAAAGAGCAUUUACAUUAGUAGUUUUCUUCAAGGCAGCCUCGAGCAUUGACCUCUGGGCUAGUAAUAUUUAUACUGUUACAAAUGGAACACGUUAUACAUCAUUGCAUCCGAAUGUUGCUUUGAGGCCUUUCGAAAAAGUAUUUCAUAUCAAAGAAAAUGUUAUUUUCAUAAGUGGUGAGCGCAUUGAAGGUGACCAUUUAAUUUUAACUUACUCGGAUGAAGCUCAAUACACACGUGAAGAAGAUGUUGAAGUGUUAUUAAAUUUUCCCGCUCGUCCUAGUAAUGCUAGUAUUUACACGUUAACACAUGUGCAAGUUUAUGUGCAAGUAACGUCGGAUGAAACUAGUGCGUACUUUAUUGGAAAACCAGGUGGUAUCGGUAAACGAUUUUGUGAUAUUUUAUUGGCUUGCAAUGAAACUCAUAAUUAUGGUUAUCAAAUCUACUUUUACGGUUAUUGAAAGAUUGACAACAACAAUGCUUUUAGUUAGUGAACUGUGAUUAAUUUAGGAGAAUGUUAUCUUAGAUUAAAAUCUUUUUUCGCAGCAAUUUAAUGGAAAUUUGAAAUUUCUCUAAAAAUAAGUAAUUUUCAUUUAAUUUAUUUCUAAGGUUGAGUAUAAUUAUUAUUUACCCGAUGUAAUACAAAUUGUAACGUUUGUUGCAACUACAGCCCUGUAAGGGGAUAUCAUGAUAAUGAUAGGCGGUCGUAAAGAACAAAGUUCGCAUGCCUGAAAGAAAAGAAGAAAAACGAACCUAGUUUAUCGAACAAGAACGAGGAUUGUGGCUUUUUGGUUUUCGACAACGAAAAAGAGAUUUGGUCACGAAAGCGUGAAGCGAAGUAUACGUUCUUACAAACUGCGUUAAAAAUUUAAAAACGUUUUGUAGUAAAGAAACAUAAACAAAUUAUUUUGGGAACCCUUUUUUUGAAAAAGCUUAUUUAAUUUGUGCGUGGUAUUUGUCUAUAAAUUUUUUGCGAAUAUCAAUCAACGUGAAGUUGAAACGCAAAAAGAUAAAUCUACACAAGUGGAAAUUUUGGACAUGCUGAUCGUAUUACCAUAUUUUGCUUUCCAUUAUGAUUUUAUUUAUGGAACUAAUAGAAAGAAAAAUUUUGGUGCAAAUUGAAUGUUGUCGAUUAAAAAUUAAUCUACUAAUUUUAUAAUCUCAGUCUUAAAAAUACCCUCUGUUUUCUUGUGAAAUUUUCUGGCUGAAAAUGGAUUCAAAUCAUAUUUUUUUUGUGACAAAUUUACGUAUCUCGUUUUUUUUUUUUGCAAAUGAGUGAAUAACGAGUGUUAGUGUCAUGACGUACGCAACCCGGCGGUUCAUUUUUUAAUGUUUUUUUUUUUUGUUUUAUUUUAUUAAAUAAGAAAAUAAUUUUAUAAGUGCAAACUAAUACCGAGCAAUUAACUCAAAGGAAAUGUAGCCCAGUUCAUCAAAUUACUAAUAUCGUGGGGGUCCAUACCCAUAUACCUUGAAAAAUAAUGAAAAAGUAAAAAAAGGGGUAAAGAAAAACCAAACUGUGAAAAAUGCUACAAUGCAAACUAAAUAUUUAAGUAUGGGAACAUCUGCCGCCCUUUAAGAAACCUUCAAAAAAAGCGAAUACAACAAUAUGACCAUGUAUAUCGGCGAAGCUAAAGAGAGACUCGGAUAGAGAAGAAAGCUGUACUCCAACUUAAAGCGCAUGAGUAAUGCUUUUCAUAUACUGUGCGCGUCAACAAUGUAAACCUUUUCAAGUUUUCUUGAUGCGAUGACUGCUUUAUAAACUUGAUUGUUGUCAUUUAUUUAUUUAUUUAUUUAUUUAUUUUUGUGUUCAUAGCAUGCCAUAAAUAAAGAUAAAAAUAUGAUCUUAGAGGAGGAACUCAUGAGGUGCAUAUAAAACUAUCUAGGUAUUUAUCAAACGUGCAUCAAAGAUAUAUAAAGAGCACUUAAUAUUACAUUUGCAUUUAUUUAGCAAAAAGUGAGGAGUGAACUGUAGAUUUCUAGCAGAUAUGAAGUAAAGGUGACGUUAUUGUAAGAUGUUCCAGCUAGAAAUCAUAUAUGAACAAGUGUCCACGAGCUCCUAAGGACAGAAUCAAAUGACAUUUAAUUUAAUACCGCGUCGUGAAAAAUUCGUUUUACUUACUAAUGAACUUUUAGCGCAAUCCAGCCGUGUG